This is a messenger RNA of Colletotrichum gloeosporioides, 4761 nucleotides long. RefSeq names its product putative phospholipid-transporting ATPase DNF3. Bases 1 to 4761 code for a protein of 1586 amino acids. Gene Ontology annotation, biological process: endocytic recycling; intracellular protein transport; phospholipid translocation. The record is from RefSeq and is a predicted model, not a curated record. The transcript has 2 exons. Gene Ontology annotation, molecular function: magnesium ion binding; ATP binding; ATPase-coupled intramembrane lipid carrier activity. Gene Ontology annotation, cellular component: plasma membrane. Lineage: Eukaryota; Fungi; Ascomycota; Sordariomycetes; Glomerellales; Glomerellaceae.
AUGGAUAGCCGGGCCCCGGGUGACGCCUCUUCCUCUGCUGCUCCCCAGCAUGAAGACCCCGACGACCCCGCCCCGAGUCCUCCUCUGCCGUCCGCAACGUCUGCAGCAACCUUCGACACUGCUGAUGACAUUCCGGCGCCCUCAGCGAGUCCCGCGCCAACUCGCGCUGCUCAGAGAAUACAGCCGAGACGAGCCAUCACCGAUCCCAUGGGCAGUAAGGGCACCCUCGACGGCGGCCACGUCCGCUUCUCGGAUGAUGUGCCGCGUGAAUCCAUGCGUAGCUUCGACCCGGCGGGCUCGCAUCCCGAUCCAAGCAGUCAUCAUGGUCUUUACACCAUCCCGUCAAGGGGGGACUUGGAAAGCCACAUCUUGCCAGAGCCGUCGACGUCGCGCGCCCACCUGAGCAGUGACCAGAGCUCUGUGCAACAUUCAGAAGAGCUCAAGUAUCCCAUUCAUCGACCAGAGCCAGGGAAGCGCGCAAAAUGGCUUGUUGCGAAGGAGACGCUACCUGAGCAGCUGAAGAAGGCGUACAAUGUGUAUGUCGUGCAGGGCUUGUUGCGACAGAAGCCGCUUCCACCGAGCGCAGAUGGCAGGCAUAUUCCUCUGAACACGGCGAAAAAACGAGACGAGGCUCUCAUCGAUGAGCGUACUAGGAAACCGUACAUCAGCAACUUCAUUCGAUCCAGUCGCUACACGAUAUUGAGCUUCUUGCCGAAACAGCUUUUUUCACAGUUUAGUAAGAUGGGCAACUUCUACUUCCUCGUCGUCGGUAUUAUUCAAGCAAUCCCCGGCUUGAGCACCACUGGACAAUGGACAACGAUAGGGCCCCUUCUCGCCUUUGUUUCCCUGUCGAUGGCGAAAGAGGGCUAUGACGACUACCGGCGAUAUCUGCUUGCAAAGACUGAGAAUUUGAGUCGAACGCUGGUUCUGGGAGAAAGAUCUAAGAAAGCAACUGCCAGCAUGAAGAGGCACAGCAAGGCAGAGGAUGCAGAGGCGUCGUUCAAAAAGAACUCGGAUAAUGGUUGGACUGAAACCGAAUGGCAGGAUCUCAAGGUCGGCGAUGUUAUCAAGCUCGGACGAGACGAUGAUGUUCCUGCUGACGUUGUACUGUUGAGCGCGUCCGGGCCCAACAGCACGGCAUACAUCGAAACGAUGGCUUUGGACGGAGAGACAAAUCUCAAGGCGAAGAGAGCGUCUCCACUUCUUGCAGAGAGCUGUUCAACUGUGGAAGGGAUCAAGUCAUGUGAGGCCAUGAUUGUUUCCGAGGACCCCAACCUCGACCUUUACAGAUAUGAUGGUCGCGUGACCGUCAAAGAGGAGACGCUGCCUCUGUCGCUGGACAACGUCAUCUACCGUGGAUCGACUGUGCGUAACACGACCGAGGCGAUUGGCAUCGUCAUCAAUUCCGGCGAAGAGUGCAAAAUCAGAAUGAACGCCCACAAGCAUGUUCGAACCAAGGCGCCAGCAAUGCAGCGAGUACUGAACAGAAUCGUGAUUUGGCUCAUUUUUGUGCUUCUCUGCCUGAGUAGCGGUCUUACUCUUGGCUACAGCCUCUGGAAAGAAGAGACCGAAAGGAAAUCGUGGUAUUUCCAUGGAGACACGUUGACGCUUAGGAAGAUCUUCAUUGCCUAUGUUCUCAUGUUUAACACACUGAUUCCACUAUCGCUCUACAUCAGCUUGGAGAUCAUCAAGAUCAUACAAUUCUACAUGAUGGGAGAUGUCGAGAUGUACGACCCCGUUACCAACACACCAAUGGUUGCGAAUACGACGACGAUUCUCGAGGAUCUUGGUCAAGUAAAUUACGUCUUCUCGGACAAGACCGGUACCUUGACAGAAAACAUCAUGCGUUUCCGCAAAAUGAGUGUCGCUGGCACCGCCUGGUUGCACGACAUGGACAUCGAGAGAGACGAGCAGGCCAAGCAAAAGUUGAUCGAGUCGGCUCGCAAGAAGCGAAAAGGCAAGGGUAAAGACCGGAAGAAGACCGCCGAUCAACCCGACGACGGCGCGUCGCAGCCCUUGUCAGCUAGAGGCCGGCCCUCCGUCAGCUCAUUUGCGCGCGGGAGAUCUAUCAGCAGGGCUCCAGAGUCAGAUCCUGAGCUCAAGACUGAGGAUCUGCUAGAAUACUUACGACGAAAGCCAGACACUGCUUUUUCGAAAAAGGCAAAGCAGUUCCUUCUUUGCAUCGCCCUCUGCCACACUUGUCUCCCUGAGACCUCGGACAACGGCGAAAUCGAGUACCAAGCUGCUUCUCCAGAUGAGCUCGCGCUUGUAGAAGCUGCGCGUGACCUGGGGUACAUCGUCAUUGAUCGGCCGGCGCAAUCGAUCCAUCUCCAAUUGCCAGAUGCCAACGGGUCGAUUGUCAAAGAGACGUACCAGGUUCUCGACGUGAUUGAGUUCAGCAGUCAGCGAAAGAGAAUGUCAAUCAUCAUCCGCAUGCCAGAUGGCAGAGUCUGCGUGUUCUGCAAAGGCGCCGAUAACGUCAUCUUGCCUCGUCUAAAGCUGAGCGGGCUUGCCAGUCAAAAGGCGGAUGCCGUCCAGCGGAGAGCCUCGAUCCGAAGGAGUGUUGAGAAGGAAAAGGCUCACCAGCGCAUGAGCAAUGGCGGCACGCCCCGUAGCAGCAUGAUGCUUGCACGAACGUCCGUGUCGGGCCGUCGCAGUUUAGCGAUGAGGCGUGAAAGUAUGAGAAAUUCUGGAGAUUUACACCGACGAGGAAGCGCCGUUACUGACGACACCGAAAUGUGGUCUCCGCAAAGAGUUUCACACGACGUCCUGUCGCCAAUGAGUCCUCAGGAAAUCUGGCCCUCUCCACGGCCCAGCAUGGCCAUGAGCGAGAGUGAGAUUGAUGACUUCAUUGAUGAGUCAGUCGCGCUUAAUGAGGGCGCAGUCUUUGAGAGGUGUUUCCAACAUAUGAACGACUUCGCAUCGGAUGGUCUGCGAACUCUGCUCUACGGAUACCGCUACAUCCCAGAAGAUGAUUAUAUCUCGUGGAAGAAGCUCUACCAGGAUGCUACAACUAGCCUAGACAAUAGGCAAGAGAAGAUCGAAGCCGCUGGUGAGCUGAUUGAAGACAAAUUCGAUCUCGCUGGUGCAACAGCCAUCGAAGAUCGCCUGCAAGAAGGUGUGCCCGAAACCAUAGAAAAGCUUCGUCGAGCCGAGAUCAAAGUCUGGAUGCUCACUGGAGACAAGCGGGAGACCGCCAUCAACAUCGGACACUCCGCCGGCCUCUGCAAGCCCUUCUCGGAAGUCUUCAUCCUGGACGCUUCAAUGGGCAAUCUCCAGGACUCCAUCCUAUCCACUCUCGGUGAGGUCUCUAGAGGUAUGCUUCCUCACACGGUCGUGGUUGUCGACGGUCAGACCUUGGGCACCAUCGAGGACGAUGAGGACCUGAGUUUCCUUUUUUUCGACCUUGCGGUUAGAGUUGAUUCCGUCAUUUGUUGCCGUGCCUCCCCAUCUCAGAAAGCUACCCUUGUCAAGCGUAUUCGCCGACAAGUACCGCAUUCUCUGACUUUGGCCAUUGGAGACGGCGCAAACGACAUCGGUAUGAUCCAAGCCUCCCAUGUCGGCAUCGGUAUUUCUGGCCGCGAGGGUCUGCAGGCCGCCCGCAUCUCUGACUACGCCAUCGCUCAAUUCCGUUUCUUGCAGCGCCUUCUUUUCGUCCACGGUCGUUGGAACUAUCUGCGAACUGGCAAAUACAUCCUGGCCACCUUUUGGAAGGAGAUAGUGUUUUUCCUCCCACAAGCCUACUAUCAACGUUACAACGGACACAGUGGAACCUCUCUGUAUGAACCUACGAGCUUGGCAGUGUUUAAUACGCUUUUCACUUCCCUCGCAGUCAUCCUUCUGGGUGGUUUAGAAAAGGAUUUGCAAGCGAAGACCCUUCUGGAGUAUCCUGAGCUUUACACCUACGGCCAUAGAAACAGCGCCUUCAACGUCAGGCUUUACAUCGGAUGGACGAUCAUGGGCUUAAUUGAAUCGGCAAUCAUCUACUGGGUGAUGUUUGCCGUGUACGAAAAGUUGCCUUUCGAUCUGAAUAACGGCCUCUACGCCAUGGGAACUGUGCCGUUCACCGUCUGCGUAGUGUUCAUCAACAUCAAGCUGCUGAUCCUUGAAAUGGAGAACAAGACCCUGAUAAUUCUGGCUGGCUUUCUGCUCUCAGUUGGCGGCUGGUUUCUGUGGUGUAUCCUCCUGUCCGUUAUCCACAAAGCUCGGUCUGGGAUUUACUUUGUGCACAGAGAAUUUCUCGACAACUUCGGCAAUACGCUCAACUUCUGGGCGGUGCUCUUCAUCAUCCUCUCAGCAGUUAUUGUGUUUGAACUGCUUUUCAAUGCUAUACGACGCGUCUACUUUCCACAAGAUGUGGACUUCAUGCAGCGACUUGAAAGGAAUGGUAGGAAAGGGAAAGGUGGGGUGGAAACAGAGGAUGAAGCAACAAUUUUGGAAGCCAUCGGGCACAAGCAUGAUUCGAGCGAUGGCCAGGGCGGCCACACCAACACAGAAGGUGUGCCCAGAAAGAGCCACCACUCCGGCCGGCCAUCACAUCACACGAUCCGCAUGUCGCGCAAGUCAAGAGACGAGACCGCAGCACGGGCUUUCACGCCCCCUAUUGAAGAAACCAGCGGUAGUUUAGAGCAGGUGGCAGGUGGAUCAAGGCAGUCGAAAAAACCAGUGCUCUCUGUUGCGACAAAGUGGCUAGGUAACACAAAAGGCGGUCGUUCUGCUAGCCCCAUUGAGCUGCGGUCAACCGGGCACAAGCAAGCAUGA